AUGUGCCACUUUCAGGUCUCCUCACACUGCUGGUGUGUUUCAUUUUGUCAUAGGGUGCUGGCAGAUUACGGGCCUCCCAUAGCUGCUGCCAGGCCCCUAAUCUGCCAUGGGCCCCUGUACCGCCUCCUCACGCUGCUGCCAGGUCCACAGUGUGUCAUGGGUCCCUGUACCGCCUCCCAUUGCUGCUAUCUCCAACGCCACACUCUGCCAUGUGCCACUUUCAGGUCUCCUCACACUCCUGCUGGUUUCCAUUUUGUCAUAGGGUGCUGUAUGGCCUCCCAUUGCUGCUGCGCUCCACCGCCACACUGUGGCUCCAAACACUGGUUUUGGCCCCGUGACUGGCCAAAUGAGUGAAGUGUGCAGUGAUUCUAAGAUCGACGGCACUCAUCUGCAUGUCAUACUGACUGACAGUAUUAUUUCUCUUCCCCAGCAGACUCCAAGGGCAUUUAAAUUAAAGGUACAGUGUUCUGCACUAAUAUAA
This is a messenger RNA of Staurois parvus, 481 nucleotides long. The record is from the annotation of a GenBank genome assembly. NCBI's taxonomy places the organism in Eukaryota, Metazoa, Chordata, Amphibia, Anura, Ranidae.